Messenger RNA from Cucumis melo (muskmelon), 1483 nucleotides. RefSeq lists its product as uncharacterized. NCBI's taxonomy places the organism in Eukaryota, Viridiplantae, Streptophyta, Magnoliopsida, Cucurbitales, Cucurbitaceae. The coding region runs from base 342 to 1346 and encodes 334 amino acids. The transcript has a single exon. The record is from RefSeq and is a predicted model, not a curated record.
AAAUUAUUCGUUUAACAUAUUAUUAUAAAUUAUAAAUGGAUAUAAUAAUGAAUAAAGAAUGAUGGAGAGAAAUUGGGGAAGAAGAGAAAACAAAAGAGAAAAAAAAGGGAAGAAAAUAUUGGUUAGGAAGAAGAGAGCAUGCUUCGUCCUCAUCGAGUACCCAACUUCUCUCUCUUUCUCUCUCGGUUUUUAUUUUGAUUUCUUUAUUGAACUUUGGAGGGUCCUUUUCCUUUCCCUGAACUCUGAGCUUAGCUCCCCAUUCCAAAAACCAAUUAAAACAACCUUCCUUCCUUCCUUCCUUCCUUCAUCUCCCUCUCCUCUUCUACCGUAUCAUCCUCUCCAUGGAGAUUCCCUCCCCCUCCCCAUCCCCCUCCCCCGCCACUUUCCCCACCUCCCCUGAGUUCGAGUUCUGGAUGGUCCGAAACCCCUCUUUCCCUCAGACCAAUCUUCUCUCUGCCGACGAGCUCUUCGUCGAUGGCGUUCUUCUUCCCCUUCACCUUCUACCGAACCACUCUUCAUCUUCCUCCACCGAACCUAACCAGAAACCCCACCUGGAGCCUCCUCCUUCAGAACCCGAUCCCAGCGACGGUCCCAAAUUGACGCCCAAUUCCGCCGAUUCGGGCUCUUCCUCCAAGCGGUGGAGCAUUUUCAAGAAGAGUGAGAAGAAGAACUCCUCGGGUAAUCAGGAGGAUCGUGACAAGGAGAAGAAGAAAGAGAAGAAGACUACCAAUGGGUCUACAUCCGCGGAGUUGAAUAUCAAUAUUUGGCCCUUUUCGCGUAGUAGAUCCGCUGGGAAUGCUUUCACUAGGCCUAAAUUGUUCCCCGGCGCCCAACCUGGAUCUCGGAAGGUCAACAGUGCGCCAUGUUCUCGCAGCAACUCUGCCGGAGAAUCCAAGUCCAGGAAGUGGCCGAGCAGCCCGAGUCGCGGCGGCGUUCAUCUGGGCCGGAGUAGUCCAGUAUGGCAGGUUCGCCGCGGUGGAUCCGCUCCCAAAACAUCCGAAACUUUCUCCCGCAAUGCCGACAAACCCGCCCGAAAAGAACCCACGGAGGUACAUCGGAGCAAGGCCGCCGCAGCCGCCGCCUCCUCCUCUGCCUCAAGAGUUAGAGUUUUGAAUUUGAAUGUCCCCAUGUGUAUCGGGUACAGGAACCAUUUGAGCUGUAGAAGCGAUGAGACCAGUGCACUUGGGGUUAUUGGCAGCGGUGGCGGUGGAAGCAGUAGUAACAACGGCGGCAGUCAUGGUUACGACAACAAUGGAGACGGCAGCACUGUCAGCAAUCCUGGAAAUUCAAGUAGUACUGCAAAUCUCUUUAGCAUAAGAAGCCUUUUCACUAAGAAAGUGCAUUAACAACUUUGUCAUAAAAUGAAUUUACCGCUUUCACAUGUAUUAUUGUAUAGGAAUCUCUCCUAGUCUCAACUUUUUGCAUCUCUAUGUGUAAUUAACCAAAAGUAUUAGCCAUCUGAGUUCUGACUGUACUUAAUUAA